CUCUCUCUCUGUUUUUUCAGUUCAAUUGUUCAGCUCAACCCUUAAUCUAACGCUCGAUCUUGUUUCGUCCAGGCACCACUGCCGACGACCUAUUCCCUCUCUUCGAUAAGUAUGGGAAGGUCGUUGACAUCUUCAUUCCCAAAGAUCGAAGGACCGGUGAGUCGAGGGGUUUUGCUUUUGUGCGUUACAAGUAUGCUGAUGAGGCUCAGAAGGCCGUUGAUAGGCUUGAUGGAAGAAUGGUUGAUGGUCGUGAAAUAACUGUCCAGUUUGCGAAAUACGGGCCUAAUGCUGAGAGGAUUCACAAAGGAAGGAUUAUUGAAACAGCCCAGAGAUCAAGGCACAGGUCAAGGAGCCGCAGUCCCAGGAAAAGGUAUCGUGAUGAUUACAAAGACCGGGAUUAUAAGAGGAGAAGUCGUAGCAGAAGCUAUGAUAGGUAUGAACGUGACAGGCACCGGGGGAGAGACAAAGAUUACCGUCGCAGAAGCAGGAGCCGAAGUACUAGUCUUGAUUACAAAGGUCGUGGGAGGGGACGCCAUGAUGAUGAUUAUCAUAGUAGAAGCCGGAGCAGAUCAGUUGAUAGCCGAUCCCCUGCACGACGCAGUCCUAGUCCUCGAAGGAGUCCUUCCCCUCAAAGGAGCACUUCCCCUCGAAGGAGUUUUUCCCCAAUGAAAAGUCCACGGGGUGAAAGUCCUGCGAAUCGUAGCCGUGAUGGACAUUCUCCUACCCCUCGCAGUGUCUCACCUCGUGGUCGCCCUGAUGCUUCGCGAAGCCCUUCCCCUCGUAAUUCAAAUGGUGAUGAAUAAGUUAUGGAUUUUUUACAUGAAAAAUUCUGCGGAUGCUGGACUAUUGCACCUGUAGCUGUUUUGCCAUUGUUGGAUCUUUUAGUCCAUGUGAACGGUCUUAUCAGAGUCCUUGAAGGAUUUUAUGAUCUAAGUGCUGUUUGGUAGGAUCAGACCUCCUUGAUGUUUGAGUGUUUUUAUAUUUGGACUUUGCUAUGUUGUCUACUUCAGUUUUCAGUGACUAUUAGACCUUGCAGUGGAUAGGUUAAUAUCUCAUUUCGAGGGGUUUUGCCAUUUUAUUUUCAUACUGUUUGCAUUUUUCUCUCUCCAUAUUUUCAUUUUCAUUCCCACUUUAUAGGAAGGAAUGGCUGUGAUCUAGUUAAAGCUCAGUUAAUUUAUGUUGAACAACUUAUUGGGUUUUAUAGUUAUGAUCGGGAAAGUGAUGGGGGGCCUGAUAGGCGCAUGUUGACUUUGUUGCUGUUGAUGCUGUUUCUGUGUCCUUGAUGAUUGGUCGUGAAUUCGAUGCUGGUUGCAAGAGUAUGCUGGUUUUAGGACUGUGAUUGUUUUACCAGUUUGCUGAUUAGACAGACAAUUAGUUGACUUGAUUUUCCUGAUUGAUCUGAUCAUUGGUAAGCUUUUUUGGUUUACGUUUUUGUUUCUUCUGAGAACCCUCAUAACCACUGAGAAUUCUGAUCUUUGAUCUGGUAACCGUGUUUGGUGUUCAUUGGAAAAAGAAAGUGCCCUGAAAGGGAUUCUUGAUGCUGUGACGAACACAAGUUGAGCAUAUUUUGACAUGUAGCUGAUGCCUCGUAGGAGUUGGACCUGUCAUUUGUUGAUUCAGAUGCAGACAUUUAACAUAAAACUGUGGGUACUAAAUGUGAACGUUAAUGUGCUGGUGUUUAUUUCAAAUCACAGUGAAGGGAACAAUGGUAACACAUUCAUGGUUACUUUUUAGGAUAUUUUAAUGGAUAGUUUUUAACAUUGACCUUUCAAGAUUAUAAUAUCUGCUACUUAAUGUAGUUGAGAUACGUUUGUUGUAGCACACUGCUCCAUGACACUGUAGCUGUGAGGUGGUAGCUGAUGCAUCUUUUAUAUGAAAUGCAUGUGUUCGUGAAUAAUACGAAGAACUAACCAAUUACGUAGCUGACUGUUGCUGCCCUUUUUUGCUGUGUUCGGGUUGGCAAUGGUAUUAGCAGUUGGUACUGAUGAUGGCUGUCUAGCUGUGCUGCUGGUUUCUGUUGAUUCCAAAGCCGCGUGACAGAAUUGUUUUUCACUAUUGAACUGGUGAUUUGUUUUUGUAGCUUAAUUUCAGUUUUUCAUCUUUUUUCUUAUGGCAUAAAAAGGUUUAUCUCUAUUGCUUGUCUGUUGUUGCUUUGGCAUUGUGGUCUCUAUGGCAACAUUGUGUUUUGGUUAACUGUUUUGCAACUGAAAUAACAACCAUUGUUUUAGA
Cajanus cajan (pigeon pea) is the source of this 2229-nucleotide messenger RNA. Lineage: Eukaryota; Viridiplantae; Streptophyta; Magnoliopsida; Fabales; Fabaceae. The record is from RefSeq and is a predicted model, not a curated record.